UAGAAGUCGCUGAGUGGAAAAAAGAUGCUAGUGAAAAUAUCAAAUCAAAAGAUGUAUUCAAGCGGAGUGCUCGCUCACGUCUCUGUUCCCAACUACUCAAAGAAUUAAAUAAUACGAGUACUGAUAAUUUGACAUAUGAUAAUCCAUUAGCAAGUGGCAUUAUAUGUGAUGAAUACAACUUAGUUAAAAACCUGCCACAAGAUUGUCAAGAAGAAUUUCGGAUGGGCAUUUUGGAAAUGAAGCUUGAUAGCAAUUCCGAUUUAAAACAAGCUUCAGAAAAUUUGUUUUUAAUUCUCACAUCCUUAAUUAGGGGAGAAGUUGAGAGUUCUUCGAGUAAGGCUCAUAAACAGUUACAUGGGAAUAAGCCAGAUUUCAUGCUACGUGUUAAAAUCGGUGACAAAGAACUUGAAUUAGUUAAUAUGGAAACAGGACGGCCAGAAUCAGAUUGGAAGAAACAAUUGUCUGACCAUAAUAAAUUGGCACGUAGCGCUAAGGAUGCCUUUGAGGAUUUUUCCAUCAACGGAAGUGUAAAAAAAUGUGAGUAUGAAGAAUUGACAAAGAUAUUUUGUCUUAAUGUUAAAGGCAGUGAUAGGAAGCUUAAUGUUGUCUUUAUACAAGAUUUCUUAUUUGUUAUUUUAUAUUAG
Messenger RNA from Racocetra fulgida, 644 nucleotides. The record is from the annotation of a GenBank genome assembly. Lineage: Eukaryota; Fungi; Glomeromycota; Glomeromycetes; Diversisporales; Gigasporaceae.